CUGAAAUCGAAAAAACCCUAGCAGUAUAUCCCAACAAACCCUUUCACCUCUACAUUUGCUGCCUCCGCCUCUUCUCUCCCACAUCACACAACACACAGCACUAAAUGACGUUCAAGAGGUAUGUCGAGAUCGGGAGGGUGGGCCUCAUCAACUACGGAAAGGACUAUGGCAAGCUCGUCGUCAUCGUUGACGUCAUCGACCAGAACAGGGCUCUUGUUGACUCCCCUGACACGGUAAGAAGCCAGAUUAACUUCAAGAGGCUUUCUCUUACUGACAUUAAGAUUGAUAUCAAGAGAGUGCCAAAGAAGAAGGUUCUUGUUGCAGCUAUGGAGGCUGCUGAUGUUAAGGGAAAAUGGGAAAACAGCUCCUGGGGAAGAAAGUUGAUUGUUCAGAAGAAAAGGGCUUCUCUCAAUGAUUUUGACCGCUUUAAGCUUAUGUUGGCCAAGAUCAAGAAAGCUGGUGUUGUGCGACAAGAGCUUGCCAAGCUUAAGAAGGAGAUUCCUGCUUGAGUAGUAUAGAUUUUGGUUUAGUAUUUUUGAGACUUAUUUUGUUUCUUAUGCAGCCGCCUUGUUGUGGAAAUCAAGAGAAUUAAAUUUAUAUUUCAGAUUUCUUGCUUCGAAAA
Salvia hispanica is the source of this 622-nucleotide messenger RNA. RefSeq names its product large ribosomal subunit protein eL14y-like. Lineage: Eukaryota; Viridiplantae; Streptophyta; Magnoliopsida; Lamiales; Lamiaceae. Gene Ontology annotation, cellular component: cytosolic large ribosomal subunit; ribosome. The record is from RefSeq and is a predicted model, not a curated record. Gene Ontology annotation, molecular function: RNA binding; structural constituent of ribosome. Gene Ontology annotation, biological process: ribosomal large subunit biogenesis; translation.